This is a messenger RNA of Vigna angularis (adzuki bean), 745 nucleotides long. RefSeq lists its product as uncharacterized. Lineage: Eukaryota; Viridiplantae; Streptophyta; Magnoliopsida; Fabales; Fabaceae. The coding region runs from base 183 to 602 and encodes 139 amino acids. The record is from RefSeq and is a predicted model, not a curated record. The transcript has 3 exons.
UCCAUUUAUACUGGUUUAUACAUUACUCACCAAAAUUUCUGAUCUGAAAAUUUGAUGUUCUUCGAUAAAUUUUAGUGUAACGUGACAACGUGCAUGAAAAUUGACUCACGAGAUUGGAAGAAUAAAGCUACGAGUGCGAGGAGGAAGCUGAACCGAGAUCGAUCACAUAUCAAACAGUAACAAUGGCGACGAAUCAGAAACCGGUUUUUGGGUACGUGGUGAUCUACGUGAAAGACGUAGCUGCCUCGGUGGCUUUCUUUGCCAAAGCCUUCGGCUAUGAAGUUCGUCGCUUAGACGAGUCUCACAGAUGGGGAGAGUUGGAAACGGGGAGCACAACUAUCGCUUUCACUCCGAUUCACCAGCACGAGACCGAUAAUCUGACCGGUGCGGUUCACAGCUCUGGAUCUGGUGGAGAAAGACCACCCAUGGAGGUUUGUUUUGUUUACUCCGACGUAGAUGCUGCUUUUAAGCGUGCGGUGGAGAAUGGAGCGGUGGCUGUAAGGGAGCCGGAGGGAAAGGAGUGGGGCCAGAAGGUUGGGUACGUCAGAGAUAUUGACGGCAACGUUGUUAGAAUGGGAAGCCAUGUCAAACCACCCAAAUGAUUCUUUCUCUAUGUUUAGGUGGACUUCGAGAAACUUGGGAAAUAUUAUGCUUUUUACGUUAGUUUUGUAUGCGUAUUUCAGUCACUGACGAAUAAACUUGCUGUCAACUAAACCAUGAAAUAAAUGGAUUUUUCUCACUUGCA